AUGGGAAAGAAAACCAAGCGAACAGCUGACAGUUCUUCUUCAGAGGAUGAGGAGGAGUACGUCGUGGAGAAGGUGCUAGAUAGGCGUGUGGUUAAGGGGCAAGUGGAAUAUCUACUCAAGUGGAAAGGCUUUUCUGAGGAGCACAAUACUUGGGAACCUGAGAAAAAUUUGGAUUGCCCUGAGCUAAUUUCUGAGUUUAUGAAAAAGUAUAAGAAGAUGAAGGAGGGUGAAAAUAACAAACCCAGGGAGAAGUCAGAAACUAACAAGAGGAAAUCCAGUUUCACAAACAGUACUGAUGAUAUCAAAUCCAAAAAAAAGAGAGAGCAAAGCAAUGAUAUCGCUCGGGGCUUUGAGAGAGGACUGGAACCAGAAAAGAUCAUUGGGGCGACAGAUUCCUGUGGCGAUUUAAUGUUCCUAAUGAAAUGGUGGGAACUGAGGUCCCGUGCCCCAGCGACUUGGAACAGGCUCGAACUAUCUCAGAAGCAAAGGAAAGACGUUGGUUUGAUUUAUAUUGUUGCUUAUCACUCCCCGAACUGA
This is a messenger RNA of Pipistrellus nathusii (Nathusius's pipistrelle), 537 nucleotides long. The record is from the annotation of a GenBank genome assembly. Lineage: Eukaryota; Metazoa; Chordata; Mammalia; Chiroptera; Vespertilionidae.